Punctularia strigosozonata HHB-11173 SS5 is the source of this 1340-nucleotide messenger RNA. Its product is annotated as NAD(P)-binding protein. The record is from RefSeq and is a predicted model, not a curated record. Bases 60 to 1166 code for a protein of 368 amino acids. NCBI's taxonomy places the organism in Eukaryota, Fungi, Basidiomycota, Agaricomycetes, Corticiales, Punctulariaceae. The transcript has 5 exons.
GGAACCCGCGGACGCAGGCGCUCUUCACCGGCACCCCCCUCCUCGUCCUUAGCGAGAGCAUGUCACGCAUGACCCCGCUCCGCUUCGUCCGCGAACAGUGGGCCACCGUGCCCGAGCCCGCCCCGAACAGCGCGCGCGGCCAGACCAUCGCCAUCACGGGCGCGACGUCCGGGCUCGGGCUCGCCGCCGCCCACCUGCUCGCCCGGCUCUCGCCCACCCGGCUGAUCCUCACCGGCCGCCAACCCGUCCGGAUGCGCGAGCUCGAGAAACAGUUUGCGACGGGAGAGGACGCGCCGAGCGUGGACUGGCGAGAGAUGGACGCGGGCUCGUUCGCGAGCGUGCGCGCGUUCGCGGACUCGCUCGUGCAGGGCGCUGGCGAGCUCACGACGCUGCUCGCCAACGCCGGGCUCGCCACCCGAAAAUACGUCCAAACGCCCGACAAAUGGGAGUCGACGUUACAAGUCAACCACCUCUCCCCGGCGCUGUUGGCCGUCCUCGCCCUGCCCAAGCUCGCGCGAUCCGCGACGCCGGACUCGCCCGCGCGCAUCUUCGUCGUCUCCAGCGACGCGCACUUCCAGGUCCCGCCCGGCUCCCUCGCCGACCUCCUCCGCGCGCCCAACAUGCUCGCGCGCGCGUCCGACGAAUCCUACUGCACGCCGAGCGCCAUGAAAGCGCGCUACGCCCUCUCCAAACUACUCGUCACGGCGUUCAUCCACGAACUCGCCGCCCGCCUCCCCGCCCCCACUCCUUCCUCCUCGCCCGCACCCGCACCCGCACCCAUCCUCGCCGCCUCCCUCAACCCCGGCUUCUGCCACUCCUCGCUCACCCGCGAAGCCGAGUCCGCCUUCCCGGGCAAAUACCUCCUCCCGCUCUUCAAAUCGCUCGUCGCCCGCUCCGCCGACUGCGGCGCGCGCGCCGUCGUCCUCCCCGUCGUCGCGGAGAUCCCAAAAGAGCGGAACGGGAAGGGGAAGGGGGGGUUGAACGGGGCGUACGUGACGAACGGGGAGGUGGUGGGCGCGAGCGGGUGGGUCGAGGGAGGGAGCGAGGAGGAGAGGACGUUUAGGAGGAGGGUGUGGGACGAGACGGUCGCGGUGCUGAAAGACGUCGAUCCGCGGGUCGAGCAGGUGCUCGCGCAGUACACCACCGCGCCCACCGACGCGCAGUAAGGAGAGAGAGAGUAAGUAGAGACGCUGUUUGUUCUUCCCCCACCCCCUCCCUUCCCCUACUCGCUCUCGGUCUCUCUCUCGCUAUGUAUUCAUGUAUACGACCACGAUACACUACCUGUUUUUUUUUUUCUCUCUGCCUCUACGUCGGAGUGUUAUGUCUUUUUUCGUCUGUCC